Molecule: messenger RNA, 1700 nt
Organism: Spodoptera exigua (beet armyworm)
Lineage: Eukaryota; Metazoa; Arthropoda; Insecta; Lepidoptera; Noctuidae
Source: the annotation of a GenBank genome assembly
AUCUAUUGCAAUUUUACUUUAGUAAGUGACCGGUGUUUUGCAAUAAAAGAGUAAUUUUAAAUUAAUCAUGAUCUAUCCUACAUGGAUCAAUCAGUUUUAUUCAGUAUUUUUUAUAGUUGGAUCUUUUAUCACUUACGUUCAAUCUGAUGUGCCGAGACCCCGCGGUGUAUCCCUUUCGAAAGCACCGCUAUAUUCGCCGACAAAAGAUUUCACCUGUUUCGACGGAACAAUUACUAUACCUUUCAGCUAUGUGAACGAUGACUACUGCGAUUGUUUCGAUGGCAGUGAUGAGCCCGGUACCUCAGCCUGUCUGAAUGGCUUUUUCCAUUGUACAAACGCCGGUCAUCGACCGCUAAACAUACCAAGUUCUAGAGUCAACGAUGGUGUUUGCGACUGUUGUGACGGUACCGACGAGUACGCAUCUGGUGAAACAUGUGUGAACUCUUGUGAAGAACUAGGCCGAGAGGCGAGAGCUGAAGCUCAACGCAUGGCUGAGCUGUACAAAGCAGGUAGUCAUCUAAGGUUAGAGCUUAUAGAAAAAGGAAAUGCUAAGCGAAAUGAAAUGGCAGAACAGUUGCAACAACUAGAAAAAGACAAAGCUGAGGCUGUGCAAUUGAAGGAUGAGAAAGAGAACCUUAAAAAUAUGCUGGAAGCUAAAGAGAAUGAAGCUCUGAAAGUUUAUAGAGAAGCUGAAGAGCAAGAAAAACAAAGAAAAGCAGAGGAGGAGAAGCAAAAGUCCAUAAAAGAAGCAUUAGAGCACUUCAAUAAAUAUGAUACUAAUCAUGAUGAUGUGUUGACAAUGGAUGAAAUAAUUGCAGCCCAAGUCUUUGACAAAGAUCAUAAUGGUAACCUUGAAUCAGAAGAACUUACAUAUUUCUUUGGAGAGAAUGAGAGUGUAGACAAGGAAACCUUUGUAACUACAACAUGGUCAUUGUUGAAACCAUUAUUGAUGGUCAAGGAUGGAUUAUUUAAGCCAGUUGAAGAACAUGAAGAGCUAGAACAAGAGGAUGCUGAUGAAGCAGCUGGUGAUCUUGACACUGAAUAUCCUGGACAAGAUGAUGAAGCCAGUGAUUUAGACCUUCCUCAAGAUGAUACUGAAGAACAAGAAGCUGAAGCUGAAGCGGAACAUGGAAAUGUUUAUGAUGAGGAAACUCAAAAGUUAGUUGAUGAGGCCACUGAAGCUCGCCGCCAACAUACAGAUGCUGAACGCACUGUUAGAGAAAUAGAAGCUAAUAUUAGGAAAAUUCAACAAAAUCUGGAGAAAGACUAUGGCUUACAGCAAGAAUUUGCCACUCUAGAUGGGGAAUGUUGGGAAUAUGAGGAUAAGGAGUAUGUAUACAAAUUGUGUGUUUUCCAAAAAGUAACACAAAAAUCCAAGAAUGGUGGUGCAGAAGUUGGGCUUGGAAACUGGGGUGAAUGGGCUGGUGGAGAUCAGAAUAAAUAUGCCAUAAUGAAAUAUACUAAUGGAGUAUCCUGCUGGAACGGGCCUAGCCGAAUGACAACAGUACAUAUCAGUUGUGGCUUGGAAACAAAACUCUUAUCUGUCACAGAACCUUUCCGCUGUGAAUACAAAAUGGAGUUAAGCACACCUGCAGCCUGUGAUGAAUCCAGUCCUUCUGCACAGCAUUCAUCACAUGAUGAACUUUAAUAAUUUUAGUGUUUUAAUUUUCGCACUUGUAUGUGAUGUGUUUAACACUAAG